CCACAGUGUUGCAAAAGCAAAGAGCAAUAAAAAACCCGGCGGAAAGCGGCGGCGGGGCGGCGGGGCUGGCGGGGAGAUCCCGGCGGAUCCCGGCGCGCUCAGCCCGGCUGAUUGGAAGAGCGAACGCAGCGCCAUGGAGGCGGGGGAAAGCGCGAUCGUCUCUGCGGGGACUGGAGCGCGUCCACGCCCGGGGCCAGCGCUGCAGAGCUGGCCGCCGUUCAACCGCCGCUCCCCCGCCCCGGCCCCGCCGAGCGAGCCCCGAGCCCCCGCCGCCCCCCAAAGCGGCGGCCCCGCCGGUACGUGCCCGCGCCGGGGGAGCCGCCGCCGCCGUGCCCCGCCGCGCCGCGCCGUGCCCGCCGCCCGGGCUCGCCAUUCGCCGCCGCGCCGCUCCGCCGGCGGGGCUGGAGGAGGCGCUUUGUUCCUCCCCGGGCUCCCGCUGCCGCCGCCGCCACCGCCGCGCUCCGGGCUCGAGCGUGCGGGAGUGAUUUCGGGCAGAGGGUGAGGAGGGAGCGGCGGGACCGUCCUGGGCACAGGCAGGUGGAGGAUGAACGGCGAAGCUGAGUGCCCUGCAGACCUGGAAAUGACAGCUCCCAAAAACCAAGACCGCUGGUCACAGGAGGACAUGCUGACCCUCCUGGAGUGCAUGAAGAAUAACCUGCCCUCCAACGACGGGAGCAAGUUCAAAACCACCGAGUCCCACCUGGACUGGGAAAAAGUGGCUUUCAAGGACUUCUCAGGGGAGAUGUGCAAGAUGAAGUGGAUGGAGAUCUCUAAUGAGGUGAGGAAAUUCCGGACCCUCACAGAGCUCAUUAUGGACGCUGAGGAGCACGUGAAGAACCCUUACAAAGGCAAAAAGCUCAAGAAACACCCCGACUUCCCCAAGAAGCCCCUGACUCCCUAUUUCCGCUUCUUCAUGGAGAAGCGAGCCAAAUACGCCAAGCUGCACCCCGAAAUGAGCAACCUGGAUCUCACCAAGAUCCUGUCCAAGAAAUACAAGGAGCUUCCCGAGAAGAAAAAGAUGAAAUACAUCCAGGACUUCCAGCGAGAGAAGCAGGAGUUUGAGAGGAACCUGGCGAGGUUCAGGGAAGACCACCCGGAUCUCAUCCAGAACGCCAAGAAAUCCGACGUCCCCGAGAAGCCCAAGACCCCCCAGCAGCUGUGGUACAACCACGAGAAGAAAAUCUACUUGAAAGUGCGUCCAGAUGUGAGUACGGCCACCACGAAGGAGGUGAAAGAGUCGCUGGGCAAGCAGUGGUCUCAACUCUCGGAUAAAAAGAGGCUGAAAUGGAUUCAUAAGGCCCUGGAACAGCGGAAGGAGUACGAGGAGAUCAUGCGGGAUUACAUCCAGAAGCACCCGGAGCUGAACAUCAGCGAGGAGGGGAUCACCCGCUCCACGCUCACCAAGGCCGAGCGGCAGCUCAAGGACAAGUUCGACGGACGACCCACCAAGCCACCCCCGAACAGCUACUCCCUGUACUGUGCAGAGCUGAUGGCCAACAUGAAAGACGUGCCCAGCACGGAGCGGAUGGUGCUGUGCAGCCAGCAGUGGAAGCUGCUGUCCCAGAAGGAAAAGGACGCCUACCACAAAAAGUGUGACCAGAAAAAGAAAGAUUAUGAGAUCGAGCUGCUCCGCUUCCUGGAGAGCCUGCCCGAGGAGGAGCAGCAGCGGGUGCUGGGCGAGGAGAAGAUGCUGGGCAGCAACCGGAAAGGGGCGACGAGUCCUGCAUCCAAAAAAUCCUCACCAGAGACCGGCAAGGCCAGCUCGGAGAAGCCCAAGAGGCCCAUCUCAGCCAUGUUCAUCUUCUCGGAGGAGAAGCGGAAGCAGCUGCAGGAGGAGCGGCCGGAGCUGUCGGAGAGCGAGCUGACCCGGCUCCUGGCCCGCAUGUGGAACGACCUCUCCGAGAAGAAGAAGGCCAAGUACAAGGCGCGGGAGGCGGCGAUGAAGGCGCAGUCGGAGAAGAAGCACGGCUCAGAUAAAGAGGAGCGUGGGAAGCUGCCCGAGUCUCCCAAAACUGCUGAGGAGAUCUGGCAGCAGAGCGUCAUUGGGGACUACCUGGCCCGUUUCAAGAACGACCGGGGCAAAGCACUGAAGGCCAUGGAGGCCACUUGGAACAACAUGGAGAAGAAAGAGAAGCUGAUGUGGAUCAAGAAGGCGGCGGAGGAUCAGAAGCGAUACGAGAGGGAGCUGAGCGAGAUGCGGGCCCCUCCGUGCUCCACCAACUCCACCAAGAAAAUGAAAUUCCAGGGAGAGCCGAAGAAACCCCCCAUGAACGGUUACCAGAAGUUCUCCCAGGAGCUCCUGUCCAACGGGGAGCUGAACCACCUCCCGCUGAAGGAGCGCAUGGUGGAGAUCGGCAGCCGCUGGCAGCGCAUCUCCCAGGGCCAGAAGGACCACUACAAAAAACUGGCAGAGGAGCAGCAGAAGCAGUACAAGGUGCACCUCGACAUCUGGCUCAAGAGCCUCUCGCCCCAGGAGCGGGCAGCCUACAAGGAACACAUUUCCAACAAACGCAAGAGCAUAGGGAAGAUCCGGGGCCCCAACCCCAAGAUGAAGCCGACGAUGCAGUCCAAGUCGGAGUCAGAGGACGAUGACGAGGAGGAAGAGGAGGAGGAAGAUGACGAUGAAGAUGAGGAUGACGAUGAUGACAACGGGGACUCGUCAGAGGAAGGCGGUGACUCCUCGGAGUCCAGCAGCGAGGAGGAGAGCGAGGACGGGGACGAGUGUGAAUGCCGAGUAAGUCACCAGAGUCAAAGCUUUACACCGGUGCAACUGAAAUCUGAGUAUGCUGGAUGGCGCUGGGGCCAGAAACCGUGUCCGUGCCUUGUGCUCGCCACCGGACAGAACGACGAGGAUGACGAGGAUGAGGAUGAUGAGGACGAGGAUGACAACGACUCCGAGGGCAGCAGCAGCUCCUCCUCCUCCUCGGGGGACUCCUCCGACUCCGACUCCAACUGAUCGGCCAAGCUCUUCGUAACGUCGUCGUUUGGUUUCUCGGUUUCGGUCCCAAAUGCCCCCUGCAGCCCCUCCAAAUCCUUCCUCCUCUUCCUCCUGCCCCUCCGUGGGACCCCCGGCGCGGGGAGCGGGGGCCGGGGGGACCCCCCCGCCGAGCUCACACUACGGAGGGGGACCAGGGGCUGCUUCCCCCAGGCUGGGGGGCGAGGAGAGAGCCCCCCACCCCUGCCCCCUGCCUUCCUCCCAAGGGGAAGCAAUUUUUUUUUUGGAAUUUCGUUCUUUCCAGGGGGGUGUCUCUCCAUCCCUACCCCCAUAACCCCCUCGCUACCAGCUCUGGACUUUCUAGAAAGAGAAGAAAAACACACAGGAAAAAAAAAAAAAAAAGAGAAAAAACCAACGACACCCCCCACACCUUUUUUUUUUAUGAAAAGAAACAGAAACGGGAAGAAAAAUCCCCUCCCCGCGCAGCCCCUGCGGCGGCGGGCGGAGCACGAGCCGAGGGGCUCAGGACUCAGCCGAUGGGACAUUUCCUCCUUGCGCCCCCCCAGCCCUCUGCGCCCCCCCAGCGUCCUGGGGAUCCUCCCCACCCUCCAAAAAUCCUUGUACAGUCUGGAAGCUGCCCCGGGAGCCGCCCGGGAACUCCACAUCCACGGCACUUGGGAAGGGUCGGUGCCCCGGGGGCGGCCC
Prinia subflava (tawny-flanked prinia) is the source of this 3640-nucleotide messenger RNA. It is a transcript of the gene UBTF, whose product is annotated as upstream binding transcription factor. The transcript is spliced from 22 exons. Bases 545 to 2956 code for a protein of 803 amino acids. Lineage: Eukaryota; Metazoa; Chordata; Aves; Passeriformes; Cisticolidae. The record is from RefSeq and is a predicted model, not a curated record.